Messenger RNA from Cynocephalus volans (Philippine flying lemur), 1664 nucleotides. RefSeq names its product bone morphogenetic protein 4 (gene BMP4). Gene Ontology annotation, biological process: BMP signaling pathway. Bases 397 to 1437 code for a protein of 346 amino acids. Gene Ontology annotation, molecular function: cytokine activity; growth factor activity. Gene Ontology annotation, cellular component: extracellular region. The transcript is spliced from 4 exons. NCBI's taxonomy places the organism in Eukaryota, Metazoa, Chordata, Mammalia, Dermoptera, Cynocephalidae. The record is from RefSeq and is a predicted model, not a curated record.
UGGGAUUCCCGUCCGAGCCGUCUCGAGCUUGCAGCGCCCCAGUCCCCGGCCCUCGCCCAGGUUCACUGCAGCCGUUCAGAGGUCCCCAGGAGCUGCUGCCGGCGAGCCCGCUACUGCAGGGACCUAUGGAGCCAUUCCGUAGAGCCAUCCCGAGCAACGCACUGCUGCAGCUGCUCUGAGCCUUUCCAGCAAGUUUGUUCAAGAUUGGCUGUCAAGAAUCAUGGACUGUUAUUAUAUGCCUUGUUUUCUGUCAUCCUGCUAGGAGGCGCGAGCCAUGCUAGUUUGAUACCUGAGACGGGGAAGAAAAAAGUCGCCGAGAUUCAGGGACACGCGGGAGGACGCCGCUCAGGGCAGAGCCAUGAGCUCCUGCGGGACUUCGAGGCGACACUUCUCCAGAUGUUCGGGCUGCGCCGCCGCCCGCAGCCUAGCAAGAGCGCCGUCAUCCCGGAUUACAUGCGGGAUCUUUACCGGCUGCAGUCUGGGGAGGAGGAAGAGGAAGAGCAGAUCCACAGCACCGGUCUGGAGUACCCUGAGCGCCCGGCCAGCCGGGCCAACACUGUGAGGAGCUUCCACCACGAAGAACAUCUGGAGAACAUCCCAGGGACUAGCGAAAACUCUGCUUUUCGUUUCCUCUUUAACCUCAGCAGCAUCCCAGAGAACGAGGUGAUCUCCUCAGCAGAGCUUCGGCUCUUCCGGGAGCAGGUGGACCAGGGCCCUGAUUGGGAGCAGGGCUUCCACCGUAUAAACAUUUAUGAGGUUAUGAAGCCCCCGGCAGAAAUGGUGCCUGGGCACCUCAUCACACGACUACUGGACACCAGACUGGUCCACCACAAUGUGACACGGUGGGAAACUUUUGAUGUGAGCCCGGCGGUCCUUCGGUGGACCCGGGAGAAGCAGCCGAACUAUGGGCUGGCCAUUGAGGUGACUCACCUCCAUCAGACACGGACCCACCAGGGCCAACAUGUCAGGAUUAGCCGAUCGUUACCUCAAGGGCGUGGGAAUUGGGCCCAGCUCCGGCCCCUCCUGGUCACCUUUGGCCAUGAUGGCCGGGGCCAUUCCUUGACCCGACGCCGGAGGGCCAAGCGUAGCCCUAAGCAUCACCCACAGCGGGCCCGGAAGAAGAAUAAGAACUGCCGGCGUCACUCGCUCUAUGUGGACUUCAGUGAUGUGGGUUGGAAUGACUGGAUUGUGGCCCCGCCAGGCUACCAGGCCUUCUACUGCCACGGGGACUGCCCCUUUCCACUGGCUGACCACCUCAACUCAACCAACCACGCCAUCGUGCAGACCCUGGUCAACUCUGUCAAUUCCAGUAUCCCCAAAGCCUGUUGCGUGCCCACUGAACUUAGCGCCAUCUCCAUGCUAUACCUGGAUGAAUAUGACAAGGUGGUACUGAAAAAUUAUCAGGAGAUGGUAGUAGAAGGGUGUGGGUGCCGCUGAGAUCAGGCAGUCCUUAAGGAUAGACAGACAGACAGACAGACACACACACACACACACACACAUUCCCAUUCACUCACCCACACACUACACAGACUGCUUCCUUAUAGCUGGACUUUUAUCUUUUAAAAAAAAAAAAAGGAAAAAACCUAAACAUUCACCUUGACCUUAUUUAUGACUUUACGUGCAAAUGUUUUGACCAUAUUGAUCAUAUAUUUUGACAAAAUAUA